Gymnodraco acuticeps is the source of this 2444-nucleotide messenger RNA. Its product is annotated as zinc finger BED domain-containing protein 1-like. Gene Ontology annotation, molecular function: protein dimerization activity. Bases 722 to 2239 code for a protein of 505 amino acids. The record is from RefSeq and is a predicted model, not a curated record. Lineage: Eukaryota; Metazoa; Chordata; Actinopteri; Perciformes; Bathydraconidae. The transcript has 3 exons.
AUAUGCUUUUUCAGAGAUAUCGUCCUAUCGUGAUAAAAAAAAAAAAAAAUUGAAGAAAAAAAAUUGGAAAAAAAAAAUAGCGGGAGGGGAAGAGGCUCUCCGUGUGCGGCGCAGGGGGCUAUGACAGCGGACGGAGAGCCUCUUACCCUCCCGCUCCCCCAGCCUCACCUACUGAUUUUAAUUUCACCAUAUAUCAAGCCCGAUCGAUUUCACAAUGUCAGCGCACCUCUGCUUUCGUUCAGUCCGAGUUGUUUGACACGUUCCCAAAGUCCCCGCCCCCUUUCUUUGCAGCGGGAAAAUACACUGUUGACAGUCUGCACACACAGCAAUAAUGGACGGAGAGUCAGAUUCUGAUGUAGAACAAUUAGAUUUAGUCCCCAAAAAGAACUCUACGUCUGUGGUAUGGAAGUAUUUUGGCUAUAAGACAACAGACACGGAGCAAACAAAUGUCAUUUGCAAAAUGUGCAAACAAGGACAUUUCAAAGCGACAGAUGGCAACACGUCGGGCUUACGAGACCACCUCAAACGCAAGCACCAGAAAGAGCAUGCAGAGACUGUAAGAGUGCAAGGUCCCCCGCGUGUGAAUGCACAAUCUACCGCAGCGACUGCACCAAAACAAACUACCAUAGGUUAGGCAUUUCAUAAAGGGGCUCCUUAUGAAAAGACUAGCAAACGGUGGAAAGACAUAACUGACGCGGUGGCGUUUUAUGUGGCCAAAGAUAUGCAACCAAUACAGAGCGUGGAAAACAAAGGUUUCGUGAGGCUGAUGAAAACAGUUGACCCACGGUACCAGGUGCCCAGUCUAAAAUAUUUUUCUACAAAGGCCAUUUCACAAAUGUACACUGAAUGCCGAGAGAAGGUACAACAGGAAAUUCAAAAUGUCCAGUUUUUUGCUACAACCAGUGAUUUAUGGUCUAGCCGCACGUCAGAACCGUAUAUGAGUCUGACCAUUCAUUUCAUUCACAAGUGGAAGCUGCAAAGUGCAUGUCUCCAAACGAUAUACUUCCCGGUAGACCAUACAGGGGAACUAAUCGCACAUGGCCUAAGGGACUUACUUCAAGGCUGGGGACUGAAAGAGGAGAACAUGAUCUGCAUGACCACAGACAGUGGAGCCAACAUGGUUAAAGCUUUGGAUCUUAACGCCUGGACUCGCCUGCAGUGCUUUGGUCACAGACUUCACCUGGCCAUCGAAAAAAGUGCCAAAGACCCUCGUGUUGAUCGCACAGUGUCCAUCUUGAAGAAAAUGGUCAGUGCAUUCUCCUUCAGCUGGAAGAAAAAGAGGGAGUUGGCUAGGCUUCAAACAGAGAUGAAGCUACCUCCGCACAAACUCAUCACCGACUCACCAACUCGAUGGGGCUCCAAACUCGCUAUGAUUGAGAGAGUGUUGGAACAGGAAAAGGCCAUUUCUGAGAUCCUUAAGGCAGACAAGAAGACAAGGUGUUUGGUCGCUGGAUACAACGAAAAGGAUGUGAUGGAGUCUGUAGUGAAGGCCCUGGGUCCACUACGGGACUUCACAGAUGCACUCUCGGCUGAGGACUAUGUGAGUGUGUCUUAUGCAAAGCCAGUGCUUCACCUGUUCAAAGAACACCUCUUAAAAGUGGAUGAUGACGACACUGACCUCUCAGGAGAAAUGAAGAUGACCAUUCUCAACUACCUCACUGACAAAUACAAGGAUCCCAAAACUGAUGAACUGCUGGAUAUGGCUUCACUUGUUGAUCCAAGGUUCAAAAUAAAGUACAUUGACAGUGACAACUUAGAGAAGAUACAAGCCAGAGCUGUGUCUGAGCUUGAGUCCUUGCUGACUGUCACUUUACAAGCACAGUGUCCCGCAGCAUCUUCAUCUACCUCCACAUCACAGAGCCUUGAGGCAGAAGCAAACCAGGGCCCCCACAAAAAGAAAGCUAAGAAAACACUGGCCAGCUUUUUGAAGACCUCUGUAACUUCAGCUGGCACAUCUGCUGCUUCUCCAUCCCUAAAAGAAGCAAUAGAUGCAGAAUUGAAGUCCUACCUGUCCGUACCAAAUGCAGACAGUGAAAUGGAUCCUCUGGAAUGGUGGCAAAACCAUGAUGGAAACUUUCCAAGGGUUAGCCAAUUAGCUAGAAAGUAUCUCUGCAUUCCGGCAACUAGUGCUCCCUCAGAGAGAGUGUUCAGCACUGGUGGCAAUAUUGUCACAUGCCAAAGGGCAACUCUCAAGCCAGAGAAAGUUGACAAACUGAUUUUCCUGGCAAAAAAUCUGUGAUUGUGUUCUGUCAACAAGAAAAUAAAAGUAAAACAAGUUUAAAAAAAAGAAAACUAUACAAUGUGAAGACAUGCUCUAAAGCUGUCUAGUCAGGAUUCAGACAGUUUUGCACUUUAUUUAUUGUCUUGUUUGAUUCUGUUGGCUUAUAUUUGUUAUAUAAUAAUAAUAUGUUUAUUGAUGUUCAUGUUUAUUGAUGUUCACUGCU